Messenger RNA from Lathyrus sativus (Indian pea), 1641 nucleotides. The record is from the annotation of a GenBank genome assembly. NCBI's taxonomy places the organism in Eukaryota, Viridiplantae, Streptophyta, Magnoliopsida, Fabales, Fabaceae.
AUGAAAAUGCUAUCCACACUUCAAACCCCUCGUUCCACCCUCUCUCGUUUCUCUAUCCCAUCCACCAUCACUACCUUCACCUCCCACUCCCAAACUCUCCCACAAGCUUCUCUCACCACGCAAUCCCCAGCCACCUCCCCACCACACUCCCAAAUCCUCUCAACCCGCCACUCCCUCCUCUCCCGCAACCUCUCCGCCGUCGACCUAGUCCGCUCCCACCUCACGCGCCUCCGUCUCACUGAGCCUCACCUCCGCUCCUUCCUCCAUCUCCCCGACGACCAGACUCUUAUCGCCCAAGCCCAUGACCUUGAUCGCAGAAUCGCCGCUGGGGAAGACGUUGGUCCUCUCGCCGGCGUCCUUGUUGCUGUUAAGGAUAAUAUUUGUACAGCUGACAUGCCGUCUACUGGCGGCUCUCGGAUACUUGAGAAUUACCGGCCGCCGUUUGAUGCUACUGCCGUGAAGAGAGUGAAGGAAUUGGGUGGCAUUGUUGUUGGGAAAACUAAUAUGGAUGAGUUUGGUAUGGGUAGCACCACUGAAGCCUCUGCAUUUCAGGUAACUGCCAACCCGUGGGAUGUUUCUAGGGUACCAGGAGGAUCAUCCGGAGGAUCGGCAGCUGCAGUUUCUGCCAGGCAGUGUGUUGUAUCGUUGGGAAGUGAUACUGGUGGAAGUGUGAGGCAGCCGGCAUCUUUUUGUGGCGUCGUAGGUUUGAAGCCAACAUAUGGGCGUGUCUCAAGAUUUGGACUUAUGGCGUAUGCAUCAUCGCUUGAUGCCAUUGGCUGCUUUGGUUCAUCCGUCGCUGAUACUGGGAUUCUCCUUCAUGCAAUUGCUGGUCAUGAUAGAUUUGAUGCCACCUCAAGUAAACAAGAGGUGCCCAACUUUCUAUCUCAUUUUGACUUUGCAAGUUCUUUGGAAAGUAAGCCCUUGAAAGGGCUGAGGAUUGGUUUGAUCCGUGAAACUAUUGAAGAUGGUGUUGACGCUGGAGUAGUUUCUACAAUUCGUGCUGCUGCUUCACAUUUUGAGGAAUUAGGAUGCUCUGUUAAUGAGGUGUCGCUGCCAUCCUUUUCGCUUGGAUUGCCAGCUUAUUAUAUUCUUGCUUUGUCUGAAUCAUCUUCCAACUUGUCUCGCUAUGAUGGUAUCAGAUAUGGAAACCAAGUUUAUGCUGAUGAGUUAGGCUCUCUUUAUGGAGAUUCCCGGGCCAAAGGGUUAGGUUCUGAGGUGAAAAUGAGAAUUUUGAUGGGGACGUAUGCCCUUUCAGCUGGUUACUAUGAUGCAUAUUACAAGCGAGCACAGCAGGUGAGAACCAUUAUAAGGAAUAGCUUUAAAGAGGCACUGGAUCAAAAUGAUAUCUUGAUUUCUCCUGCAGCUCCUUCAGCUGCUUAUAAAAUUGGUGAAAAGAAAAAUGAUCCUUUGGCUAUGUAUGCUGGUGACAUCAUGACUGUAAAUGUCAACCUAGCUGGACUGCCUGCCUUGGUUUUACCUUGUGGAUUUAUUGAGAAUGGAACUGCCGGCCUUCCUGUUGGCCUGCAAAUGAUUGGUGCAGCAUUUGACGAGGGAGAGCUGCUGAGAGUGGGACAUAUCUUUGAGCAAACACUUGAGAAUGGCAGAUUUGUUCCACCAAUCAUAGCUGAUAUCGUUGAAUAA